Molecule: messenger RNA, 2562 nt
Organism: Solea senegalensis (Senegalese sole)
Lineage: Eukaryota; Metazoa; Chordata; Actinopteri; Pleuronectiformes; Soleidae
Product: glucoside xylosyltransferase 1-like
Exons: 8
Coding region: 159-1529 (456 amino acids)
Biological process (GO): protein O-linked glycosylation via N-acetylgalactosamine
Molecular function (GO): UDP-xylosyltransferase activity
Source: RefSeq, a predicted model, not a curated record
UCAGGAGUGGGUGGGACAGAGAGGUGUAAACAGCAACUGUGCUCUUCGUUUUACAUCCUGACUUGGUUUGUGACUUUGAUGGGAAUUAGUAAUCCAUCAGGUAGUAGCACAGAUGGACAACGAUGACGCGGUAGCGUAUUAAAAAUUCGUAUCACAAAAUGCGAUGCUAUUUCCACGCAUUUUUCCUUUGCGCGGUCUUCACCUUCUGCUCACUGCUAUAUGUGCUCAGUAAAGUAGCCUCUUCCUUGGAGGAGGGAGAGGAACAGUCGAGUGUAAGAAACCGGAGAGUACCGCACAGGAGCAGCCAUGACGCCGGGCACCUACUCAGGAAAGGCCCGGGACUGUUAGGCCUUCGACAACCUGAAAAUGAGCUUGACAGGUGUAAAUCACUGUCAGUUUCUUACUGGAAUCCAUAUUGGAGACUGCCUGCUGAUGUUUGUGGAGUGAACUGCUUAUUGGAAUCUACUCUUGGCGAAAGGCCAGACUCUGCAGUCAAGGCACAUAGGGAUGAGAGGAGUCACCUGGCUGUGGUGGCCUGUGGCCCCAGGCUAGAGGAGACUCUCACUAUGAUGAAGUCUGCUGUUCUCUUCAGCCAAAAGCCACUGCACUUUUACAUCUUUGCUGAGGACAAUCUACAUGAAGGAUUUAGACAUUCUCUGGAUUCUUGGCCCAGCACAGUUCAGACCAAAUUCAAGUUUACACUGUAUUCCAUAACAUUUCCUAAGGAGAAUGCAAAUGAGUGGAAGAAGCUCUUCAAACCUUGUGCUUCUCAGCGGCUCUUCCUGCCACUGAUCCUGAAGGAAGUGGAUUCUUUGCUUUAUGUAGACACUGAUAUCCUCUUCCUGAACCCAGUAGAGGACAUUUGGGCUCUGCUUUCACAGUUCAAUUCAAGCCAGUUGGCAGCAAUGGCCCCAGAGCAUGAGGAGCCACGCAUUGGCUGGUACAACCGCUUUGCCCGUCACCCUUAUUAUGGCAAGACAGGCAUCAAUUCAGGUGUCAUGCUUAUGAACAUGACUCGCCUCAGGGAGAAAUUAUUUAAGAAUGACCUGACCACAGUUGCACUACAUUGGGAGCAAAUUCUGAUGCCUCUUCUUCAGAAGUAUAAACUCAACAUCACUUGGGGGGACCAGGAUCUUCUUAACAUCAUAUUUCAUCAUAACCCAGAAAGCCUGUACAUGUUCCCCUGUCAGUGGAACUACCGUCCAGACCACUGCAUGUAUGGCAGCAACUGUCAACAGGCUGAGCAGGAAGGUGUCUUCAUUCUCCAUGGUAACCGGGGAGUGUACCAUAAUGACAAGCAGCCAGCAUUUCGAGCUGUUUACGAAGCCAUCCAAAAGUACCCGUUUGGCGAGAACAUGGAGGCUUUGCUGCUCGAGCCACUCGAAGAGUCGCUGCAGGCCGCCACACACACCUACUGUGGAAGAGCCAGUCAUACCUUUACCAGGAGUUUAAAACAAAGUGUCACGUCUGUUCAACAGGAUGUUACACAAAGACGACAAUCAGGUCACCACAUUGAUGUCACUCCAUGAAUGAAGAUGCACUCCUGUGGAGCAAAUACGUUGGAGGAGAAAUGAACUCGGAUUCACUUUGAUCCCUCACCUUAUGAUGUGACGCUAAUGUUGUUAGAUGUCUGUCCAUUGAACACAGCCAGGUCACACAAUCUCUCUGACCAUGCUGGAGAGUAUCCUGUGAUUCCACUUUGCCCUGCAGAGAUUUAAGACUUCAUAGUUGACGAAAACGAUCGGCUUUUUAUUUUAUAAGAAAGAACCUACAAUCAUUAGUAUAUUUUAUCUAAGGUCUUAAGGGGGGAAAAUCCUCAACACGGUACUUAAUCAUUUAGAGUAUUUUUAAUUGCAGUUGUUUUGAUAGAAUUUGGCAUAAUGGCUUUUUUAAUGCAUUUGUCUAUGCAGAAUAACAGAAAAGUGGUUAUUUUCAGGUACUUGUUAGCGACACAAGAUGAACAAAACCUGUUCAUUAAGCAUACCUCAAACCUGUAGAGUAGAAUCUGACCAGUAUUUAUUAUUGAUUAACAUCCGUGACUGGAAGCACUUUUGAUGUUUUACGUGUAUUGUGUUACCACACAGAAAUCUCAUGACACCUCCAUGGAUUUUCAACAAAUGUGAACUCAUCUCUGACCCCCGUCAUCUUAUCUCGUCUUAAAAAUGGUGUCAAAUAUUUGAUGGCUCAACCUGUACUUGGGUGUUUACACAUGUUCAUCCAAUAAAAUGUGGCGAGCAGCUGGCCACAUCAGUCCAGUAAAAUUGCACUUUAUUAUUCGAGGGUUAUAGUCGCUGGCAGAAUGUACAGUAAGUUUUUGAUUUAAAGUAAUUUUACACUGAUCAAAUGUUCUGUUUCACUGAGAAAUGGACAUCCAAUGGGUCGGUCUGCUUUGACCUGUGUUUCACUGGGAAUAUAACAUCAAAGUUAGUGGUGUGAGCAUUCAGAACAUUUAGACAUAUACUGUAGCUAAGGUGUGCAAAGAAAAGAAGGAGGCAACAAUGCAUCAUCCACGACUGCUGUAAAACACCAAAGCAGAAAUAAAAGACUAUGCUUUAAUACUAA